This is a messenger RNA of Lytechinus variegatus (green sea urchin), 2196 nucleotides long. It is a transcript of the gene acads, whose product is annotated as short-chain specific acyl-CoA dehydrogenase, mitochondrial-like. The transcript is spliced from 9 exons. The coding region runs from base 30 to 1277 and encodes 415 amino acids. Gene Ontology annotation, molecular function: flavin adenine dinucleotide binding. Gene Ontology annotation, cellular component: mitochondrion. Gene Ontology annotation, biological process: fatty acid beta-oxidation using acyl-CoA dehydrogenase; butyrate catabolic process. The record is from RefSeq and is a predicted model, not a curated record. NCBI's taxonomy places the organism in Eukaryota, Metazoa, Echinodermata, Echinoidea, Temnopleuroida, Toxopneustidae.
UACCAGAGCAAAUGUCUAGCUAGUGAAAGAUGUCAUCUGUUCUCUGUAAUUUUGCUCGAAGAAUUUUGCCUCAUGCGAGGCGAUCGCCAGGUAAUCAGGUGAGAUGUGCCGUAUCAAGUCUGGCCAGUUUACCUGAGGAACAUGAGAUGCUUAGGAAGACGUGCAGAGACUUUGCUGAGAGGGAGCUUGCACCAAACGCCGCUGACUGGGACAAAAAUCACACAUAUCCAGUUCAACAAGUGAAAGGUCUUGGUGAGCUCGGAUUGCUGGCUGUGUCUGUCUCAGAGAAAUAUGGAGGAACCAAUCUGGACUACUUGGCGUAUGCUAUCGCUAUGGAGGAGAUCAGCAGAGGAUGUGCCAGCACAGGAACCAUCAUGUCUGUGAAUAAUUCACUGUAUCUAGGUCCUUUAGAAACCUUUGCGACUGAGAAACAGAAGGAAGAAUUCAUUGUUCCAUUUGUCAAUGGAGACAGAGUAGGCUGCUUUGCUCUUAGUGAACCAGAUAAUGGUAGUGAUGCUGGAGCUGCCUCUACCACAGCCAGACUAGAUGGGGAUCACUGGGUUCUGAAUGGUGCUAAAAUGUGGAUCACUAAUGGCUAUGAGGCAGAGGCUGCUGUAGUCUUUGCCAGGACAGACAAGGCCAUGAAACAUAAGGGUAUCAGUGCUUUCAUCAUUCCAAAGCCAUAUGAAGGACUGGCGCUGGGUAAAAAGGAGGACAAACUGGGAAUCAAGGCAACUUCCACCUGUCAACUUAUCUUUGAAGACUGUAGGAUUCCUAAAGAGAACCUUCUGGGACAAGAAGGCAUGGGAUUCAAAAUUGCCAUGUCUACAUUAGAUGCUGGUAGGAUUGGCAUUGCCGGGCAAGGUCUUGGGAUAGCCCAGGCUGCUCUCGACUGUGCCAUCGACUAUGCUACGAAGAGGGAGGCCUUUAACCAACCCAUCUCACGCUUCCAGACUGUUCAAACCAAGCUUGCCGACAUGGAGGUCAGAAUUGAAAGUGCAAGGUUACUCACUUGGAAGGCAGCGAUGAUGAAAGAUGCAGGCCAAAACUACACAAAGGAAGCUGCCAUGGCAAAGCUAGCAGCAUCAGAAGCAGCCACCUUCUGCAGUCAUCAGGCCAUCCAGGUUCUUGGUGGAAUGGGAUACGUGACGGACAUGCCCGCCGAAAGGCAUUACAGAGAUGCAAGGAUCACAGAGAUCUACGAGGGAACAAGUGAAAUUCAGAAGCUUGUCAUAGCUGGCCAGAUGCUCAAAAAGCAUUCAGAAAUGAUGAGUUAACCUACAUUCUUAUACAGAGAUAUAUAUAUAUAUAUUUACAAUGAAGUCUGUACCUGUAUGGCAGUUUGCCAUUUUGGUGGGCAUUAUCAAUUUGAAUGGGAUGUCAAGGAACCAACAUCUUAAUCUGGGCGCAAUAACAACGCUUUAAUCUGAUCAUAGGCUGAUUUUUACAACUAAAUGAAAUUGGUCAGUAUGUGCAAUCGACUAUACAAACAAACUGUAAGAUCAGUUGCUAAGCUUUGCAUUGCAGGCCCAUGGGCACUGUUCCAUAAAACCGGUCAUCAUACGCAAGUUGUCAGUCAUUGACCAUUACCAUGGUAACAGUGCUUCACACCCAAUCAAAUCAAAAUCAAGGGUUUUUGUAUUGUCAGUGAAUGACAGUUUGUUAGGUAUUAAACAUCUUCAUUUAACAUUGUCUUGUGCUUCCUCUUUAUUAAAAUCAAUGUCAGCUAUGGAAAGCCAUUGACACCAUAAUUCAUCAUUUAGUUUACAUUCUGUCCAAGGGGGAGCUGAUUGGUCAUAGCAAUAAUGCUUUGAAUAAAGAAGUUUGAGUGUAUGUAAGAAGCUUUUCGAUUGAAGAAAAAAUGACGACAUGCAUCACCGGCUUGUUAUACUUGAUUUGAAUCAAUCUCAUCUUUUAUUAGACAUAGCCCAAGACAUAUCCCUCAUCAUUGAUGUUUUUUUUUCCAUCUACUCAUCUCUUCAAGCAUUAUCUCUCGUUAAGAAGGUAUUUAUGGUAAUACUGUUCCCAAACACAUAUAUGAUUGAUACAACACAAAUCAUCCAUGAUGUAUGAAGAGGAUGUUCAAAAGUAUGUAUGUCAUUAAAUGCCAAAGAUCACUCUCAUGGUGUACAAUAAAUUGAGGAUUGCUUGAAGGAUGUGAAAAGAAGUUUCCUUGAAAUUAUUCUAAGACCGAAC